AUGGCGGCUGCAACGAAUCCCCAGCCGCUUCAGGCUCGUCCCUACGAGGAAACCGACGUCGAAUUACUGGUACGGAUCGAAGACGACGAAGAUGACGGAGGAGGAAUAGGAGUAGGAGGCGAUGACUACGAUGCUGUCGGCCCCAUGGACAUGGAUGAUGAUGACGGCGAUGACGUGGAAGAUGCGGUCGUGAAUUCGGCGGCCUUCAACGCGGCCGACCAUCUUCGUACUCCAGAAGGUGGAAGUGUUAUUGGUGGUGGUGGUGUGGCUAUGGCUUCCAGCAGGACCAGCGAGCUCACUCUGUCUUUUGAGGGCGAAGUCUAUGUUUUCCCUGCCGUUACUCCCGAAAAGGUGCAAGCAGUGCUGCUGCUAUUGGGAGGACGGGAUACGCCAACAGGGGUGCCGACCUUUCAAGUACCAUUUGAUCAAGGCAACCGGGGUAUGGGUGAUCCUCCUAAGCGGUCUAACCUCUCGAGAAGGAUAGCUUCUCUUGUCAGAUUUCGAGAGAAGAGGAAGGAGCGAUGUUUCGACAAGAAAAUCAGAUACAGUGUACGAAAAGAGGUUGCACAGAGGAUGCAUCGCAAGAAUGGACAAUUUGCUUCCCUGAAAGAAAGUUCAGGUGCCUCAAAUUACGACUCUGCACAGAGUUCCCCUCACGAUGGCACUUCUCGGCAGGAAACUGUCAUUAAGAGAUGUCAACAUUGUGGUGUUGGUGAGAACAAUACUCCUGCGAUGCGUCGUGGACCAGCUGGGCCGAGGACAUUGUGUAAUGCAUGUGGCCUUAUGUGGGCUAAUAAGGGUACGCUGAGAGAUCUCAGUAAAGGUGGAAGGAGCGUACCUGUAGAUCAAGUUGAACCUGGAACCCCAGCUGAUGUCAAGCCAGCUCUUGCUGGAGGAGAAUUACCCGGAAAUCCAGUGGUUCAUAAUGUUGCUUCUGAGGUCAUUACUGGAGGGUCCACUUAUCCUAUUAAUCCAGAUCAAGAGGCUUCAGAAGAAACUGCAGCAGAUAUGCCCAACCCGUUGCCAAAUAGAGUGGUCCAUUCUUCAGCAGACGAUGACGAUGAUCAGGAGCCAUUCAUCGAACUUCCUAAUCCGUCGGAUACAGAACUGGACAUACCAUCAAAUUUCGAUUAG
This is a messenger RNA of Linum trigynum, 1134 nucleotides long. The record is from the annotation of a GenBank genome assembly. NCBI's taxonomy places the organism in Eukaryota, Viridiplantae, Streptophyta, Magnoliopsida, Malpighiales, Linaceae.